Molecule: messenger RNA, 846 nt
Organism: Acanthamoeba castellanii str. Neff
Lineage: Eukaryota; Discosea; Longamoebia; Acanthamoebidae
Exons: 8
Coding region: 1-846 (281 amino acids)
Biological process (GO): DNA replication initiation; DNA replication
Cellular component (GO): nuclear origin of replication recognition complex; nucleus
Molecular function (GO): DNA replication origin binding
Source: RefSeq, a predicted model, not a curated record
AUGUCCCCUGCCCAUCUUAUUCCAGUCUUUGGCCUUGCCCGAGAGCUCGAGCUGGUGGGCCGAUUCUGUGAGCAGACGGAGGUGAACAAGGAGAGCCAUGCCACCCUACUCAUGGGGCCACACAACACUGGCAAGUCGCUCGUGCUCAACACCGUCCUCCGCGACUUGGAGGCCAGAACGGGCAACAAGCCCGUAGUCAUUGUGCUGGAUGGAUACCUGCACGCCGACGAGGCGGCCGCUCUGGUCGUGAUCGGUGACGUGCUCGGCAUGCAGGCGGAACUCGCGCAGCAACAUCAAAGGCAAACGCAGGCCGAGCAGCAACAGCAACUCCAACAAGAACAAGAACAAGAAGACAAACAAGAAGAACAAGAACAUGAGCGACAACAAGAGUCGGCGGCGAGGGCCUCUGCGGCUGAGGAGAUCAGUGCCAUCACCGAGCUGACGUUCCACUCCACUGUGCUGGCCAUGCUCAACUGCUGGAAGCAAGUCAACCCCGGCCGGGAGCUCCGGCGUUGGAGAUGGGGGUUGCUGGUGGCCAUGAAGCUGUUUGAGGAGGACAAGAUCGAGGAAUACAACUUCGAGAUGGUCUACGACCGCUUCCAGAAGUUUGCCCGCGACGAGUUCAUGAGCGUCACCAAGCCCACCGCCUUUGCCGCGUUCGAGAGUUUGCUGGAGCAGGAGCUGAUCAAGAAGGUGGCCCGACGGGCCGAGGAGAAGGCCACGCCCAAGGGAUUUCUAAUGGUCCGACUCAUGCCCAUCCCCGCCCAGAUCGAGGAUGUCCUCCGCGACCCGGCGUGCAUGUUGCCGCAGAGCGUGGUGACGUGGGGCACCAAGUGGGUGUCCUGA